UUCAGCGUGGAGUGGUGGUGUCGAUUUGCAAGGACCUUUGUUUAUACACGAACCGCCUCAUAGAGUCGAAUUCAGUAAUAGUUCGGGUGGAAAAGUCGAUUGCACCGCCCAUGGGAGUCCCCCUCCAGAAGUGGAAUGGAUACUGGCAGAUGGAUCACCAGUUCAUCAGGUGUCUGAACUGAGGCUGCUAUUUCCCAACGGCUCGCUUGUUUUCCCGCCAUUCUCCAACGACCGUUAUCGACACGACGUGCACGCCGCCCUCUAUCGGUGUAGGCUGAAAAGUGCGUUGGGAAUUGUGGUUAGUAGGGAUGUUCACGUUAAAGCAGUUGUUAAACAAAAAUACGACAUUCAAGUCCACGACGAAUACGUAAUAUCUGGCAACACUGCCGUCCUAAAGUGCAAAAUACCGAAUUAUGUUGCUGAAUAUGUAAUGGUGACGUCAUGGAUUCAGGAUGACAGCAUAAAUAUCUAUCCGAAUACAGAUAUCGGAGGAAAAUAUGUCGUUUUGGCCAACGGGGAUUUGUAUAUCAGCAACGCCGGCCCUGCAGAUGGGUACAAGAACUACGCUUGCCGUACUGUACAUAAAUUGACAGGUGAAGUUCAAACGAGUUCGUAUCCCGGGCGCAUAAUCGUCACAGAACCGAAAGGCGAUUCGCAACCACGCAUCAGCGUCGACAAGUACAACGCGAGACGCGUCGUCUUAGGAGAGGACGUGACUCUACCUUGCGUGGCUCAAGGAUAUCCCGUCCCCGGAUACUACUGGAAACGAGAGUUACAGGGCCAGAGCGUGCCUGUUGCUCUCGGAGAGAGAUUAACGAUACUUUCUGCCGGACUGUUAAGAAUAUCGAAGGUUAGACUGGAAGAUCGCGGUGUUUAUAUUUGUUUCGCAAAUAAUUCAGCAGGAGAAGAAAGCGUUAGAGUAACUUUGGAAGUUACAGCUCAACUCUCGGCUCAUGUCCAACCACAAGUUCAAGUUGUUGAUGUAGGAAAGGCCGCUAACUUUCAGUGUAUUGUUAAUGGAUAUCCCAUUUCGCAAAUUAGCUGGUUGCAAAACGGAAAACCGAUUGCUCAAGACAACAGGAUGGAAGUAACCGCGGAACCACCACGCCUAACUCUUAAAUCUUUAACGAAGGAAGACCGAGGCAUGUAUCAAUGCAUCGUCAGUAAUAAUUGGGAUCAAGCUCAAGCCAUCGCAGAACUCGAUAUGGGCGAUGCCGGACCAGAAUUGAUGUAUUGGUUCUCAGAACAAACUUUGCAGCCGGGACCUAUGGUGUCGUUGAAAUGCGUUGCAACCGGAAAUCCCCCACCUCAAUUUACGUGGACUCUGGAUGGAUUUCCUAUUCCUGAUCAUCCUAGGUUUCUUGUGGGCCAAUAUGUUACUAUUCAAGACGACGUUAUCAGCCACGUAAAUAUCACCAAUAUAAAAGCAGAAGAUGGUGGCGAAUAUACCUGUACAGCGCACAAUACGGUGGGGAAAAUUUCACAUAGUGCAAGAGUAAACGUCUAUGGACUGCCUUACAUUCGGGAGAUGCACAAAAUAACUGGAGUCGCUGGAAUGAGCCUAAUUAUAAAGUGUCCCGUUGCAGGUUAUCCGAUCGAGACGAUAACCUGGGAACGAGAUGGUCAACUCCUUCCGAUCAAUCGACGCCAACGAGUGUACGCGAACGGCACUCUAGUGAUUGAACAGACCCAAAGGAGGGAGGAUGCCGGCACGUAUACCUGUCAAGCUCAGAACCGACAAAGGAACACGGCAAGAAGGGACGUCGAGAUACAAGUCCUAGUUCCGCCGAAGAUCCUGCCCAUAAAUCCGAUGACGGAUCUACUACGCGAAGGCAUGCGAGCAGCUAUAACCUGUCAGAUAAUGGAAGGCGAUCUGCCUAUAACUUUCCGAUGGGAGCGUAACGGCAAGGUCUUGUCGAACAACGCGGCCCUUGGGACUCUGAUAAGGCGAAUAGACGAGUUCGCAUCUUCGUUAAUUAUCGAUCAGGUGACUUCCGCACACAGCGGAAAUUACACUUGCAUCGCGAGCAACGUCGCUGGUGCCGAGAAGUACGUCGUUCCGCUUACUGUCAACGUGCCUCCCAGAUGGACAGUAGAACCAUCUGAUGCAAGUGUUGCUGCUGCACAAGAAGCUAUAAUCCAUUGCCAGUCAGAAGGUUAUCCCAAUCCGGUAAUCACUUGGAAGAAAGCUGUCGGUGAACAACCUGGUGAAUACAAAGACUUCCUCUUCGAGCCUAACGUUCAACAGUUCCAAAAUGGUUCGUUAAAUUUCGUGCAUAUAUCCAAGGAAAAUGAAGGCCAUUAUCUUUGUGAAGCAAAAAAUAAUAUUGGAGGAGGAGUUAGCAAAGUUAUAUACUUAAGAGUUAACGCACCAGCAUAUUUUGCCCAAAAAUCAAAGCAAAUACAAGUGGUUAAAGGUGAACAAGCUCAUAUGCAAUGUUCUGCUCUUGGUGAUACUCCCAUGGAAAUAACCUGGAAAGUUGGAGGGCAGCACAUAUCGAAAGAUGGAGAUCAGAGAUACAAUGUUCGUGAACAAGUUCUAGCUGAAGGAAUGGUUUCUGAAUUAGGGAUAGAGAGAACUAUAAGACAAGAUACUGGCAUAUUUAUUUGUUCUGCUAGCAACGCGUACGGUAGUGAUGAUAUGAAUAUCCAGUUAAUUGUUCAAGAAGUUUCAGAGCCUCCAAGAAAUGUCAGAGUUAUGGAUCAACUUUCCAGAUCGAUUGGAGUAUCUUGGACUCAACCGUAUGCCGGAAAUAGUCCUAUUCUUAAUUACAUUGUUCAAUAUAAACCAGGAUCUGAGGUCUGGCCAAGUCAACCCAUGAAAGUGACUGUACCUGGUUCACAAACUACAACAACUCUUCCAAAUCUCCAUCCUGCACAAGUUUAUCACAUAAGAAUAGUAGCUGAAAAUCGAUUAGGUUUAAGCGAUCCUAGCCAAACUGUACAAGUCAAUACUCUUGAGGAAGUUCCAAGCGGAGCACCUCUAGAUAUUAGGGCAGAACCUAAAAGCUCGACGGAAAUUGUAGUAACCUGGGAGCCUCCACCUAGAGAAAGUUGGAAUGGGAAUCUUCUUGGGUACCACGUCGGAUAUCAAGAAUAUACAAGUGACGAAACUAACAAUAUUGCUCAAAACUACAUAUUUAAAAGUGUGGAAGUUCGACCUCAUUUUGGAGGAGAAGCAACACUUCAAGGACUAGCCAAAUUUACAACCUAUAACAUAAUCGUCCAAGCUUAUAAUAGUAGAGGUUCAGGUCCUGCUAGUGAAGCAGUAACUGCAAGAACACUAGAAGAUUCACCCACUUUACCUCCUGAAAAUGUUCAAUGUUCCGUAUUAAAUGCUCAAAGUUUGCACAUAUCAUGGGAACCUCCUUUAGUCGAGGGCCAAAAUGGAAUCAUUCAAGGGUACAAAGUAACUUAUCAUUCUGUUGGUGAAUGGUUUGACAACGAAGACCAACAAACUAAAAUUGUUAAUCAAUUGAGAACAACGAUUUCUGGUUUGAGAAAAUAUACAAAUUACAGUAUGACAGUUCUAGCAUAUACAACGAGUGGAGAUGGAGUAAGAUCUACGCCCGUUUACUGCCAGACUGAAGAAGAUGUGCCUUCCGCACCUGCUCAAAUUAAGGCAGUUCAAAGUGCUCCCAAUAAAAUUCUUGUGUCAUGGUUACCACCUAAGUAUAGUAACGGUCCCUUAACAGGUUACACUUUUUAUAUGAGUAUUGUGGAAGAUGGUCAAGAAGAAGGUACGCAUAAGAGAGCGUUAAAUCCAACAACGGAAAUGCAUGAAGUCUUGAGAACUCAAGAAACAGCUACACUUCAAUUUUGGGUUACCGCAUCAACUAGGAUAGGAGACGGAGAGAGUACUAGGGUAGUCACAGUAACUCCUUCUAAAACGGUACCUGCCCGAAUAGCUUCUUUUGGCAGAGAGGUAAUCAGCGCUUGGAAACAAGACAUCUACUUGCAUUGCCGCCGAGUGGGAAUUCCUUUGCCAAGCGUAAACUGGAGACUGAAUGAUCUUCCUCUUGAAGUAGGAGGUCGCAGAUCAAUACUUUCCAAUGCAACGUUAGUAGUAAAGGACAUUCAAAGUGUUGAUCAAGCGAAUUAUUCUUGUAGUGUAGAGAACCAAUAUGGGCAUGACGAAAUAGUGUAUAGUUUAAAAGUUUUAGUACCACCAGAAGCUCCAGUGUUGACUGUUAUGGAGUCUUUUACUGAUACUUUGUUGUUACGUUGGAGUGAUCAAGGAAAUGGCGGGUCUCCUAUUUUAGGUUAUGUAAUUAAUUACAAGAGAAAUCAUGGUGACUGGGAAGAAUUGCAAAUUUCUGCAAGAACUGAUGAACAUAUGCUAAGAAAUCUUUGGUGCGGUACAAAAUACCUCUUAUAUAUAACUGCAUUUAAUAGAAUUGGUACAGGUUUACCCUGUGAUAUAGUAUCAGCCCAAACUAAAGGCACUGUACCUAUUCAACCUAAGCAAUCGCAAAUGCUCACAAUGAAUUCAACAGUAGUGACUGUGUGGUUAGAUUCUUGGGGAGAUGGUGGAUGUGGAAUUCUUUAUUUCGUUAUAGAAUAUCGGUCAUCAAGAUACUCUUCAUGGACAACUUCAUCUAAUCACGUCAAGCCUACUGAAAGAAUAUACAGUAUUACUGACUUACUUCCGGCAACUGAAUACCAGCUAAAAAUUACUGCCCAUAACAAUGCUGGAGAUACCGAAGCUCUUUACAACUUUACUACUUUAACACCCUUAGGUGAUAAACCUGAAUUGAUACCACCUGUUUCACAUUCUGGGGACCAGCCAUUUUACGCCAACGCUAAAGUUCUAGUUCCAAUAAUGCUGUCAUUGACUUUUUUGAUUUCGAUGAUUGCUACUUUGUUUUGGAGAAGAAAUUUUAGAAGAGACGAACAAACCAGAUCCAUGGCCGAAUCUCCUUCAAUGGCUCAAAUCCAGAACAAGCAAAACAGAGACCAGCAGUACCUAGCAGUCCGUGUUGGUCGGGGUCAGCAGGCAUUAGCAGUGGAAGACAAUUACAAAGCUGAAUCUGCUGACUACAUAGAAGACAUUUGUCCAUAUGCAACUUUUCAGCUGUCGAAGAAUACUUACAGUGAAAGUUCUUACAGUGGAAAUGUGUACAGCGGGCCGUACCACUCGGUACGCGGCUCUUUUGUUUAUCAUGAUGUUAAACCUCCACCUAUUGAUAAUUUUAAGUUAGGACAUAGUAAAGAACCAGAGUAUUCUAAAGUUAGAAGAAAAGGAGGAAGACUGAGAGAUCCGCAUUCUGAAAGUCAAGAGUCUGAUAACCUGGGCAGCACUGACUCAGAGGUGAAGAAGAUAUUAACUCUACACCUGCCUAUUUCAGAGUACGACACCCUCGGAUCGGAUUCUGAGGGCGAUGGAAGGGCGACUAGCCAAGAAAUGAUGUCGUUCAGCCAUAGAAUGAGAGGAGGUGCUGAAGGAUCCUCGUCAUCAUCUGAAACAUCGCCUCCAUCCGGCAGCGUUGGAAGAAAGCCUUACCAAACACGUAAAGGCAAAUUAAAGGCCACUCCAAUAAACAAAAGACACGUAAGAAGCAGCAGUGGCUAUUCCAGCCAUAACGAAGAGACCACUUUUAGUAUUUCACAUGCACCGAGUUUCAACGAACGGAUUCAUCCGCCUUCAAGAUUUUCGGAUUUAUCCACUAGGAAUCUAAGCGAAUCUGAGUACGAAAAGGGCCACAAACCGCUCAGGGGUAUGUCGAAGUUGAGCAGAGAAGCGUUUCAGAUAAAUGUAUGAGACAGGUUUACACCUAUUUUAGAAGGUGCUGGGCAAAUUUGAGAUCUCUAGAUGGUCGGUUUGAAGUGCGUAUUGUUUUUUUCUGAAAUAUCUUUUUUUGUAUUUUCACAAUAAGUGAGAUAUACUUAUUUUCUAACUACACUUUCAAAUAAAGAAUGCAUAGAGACGAAUUUUUUUAUUGUGAGAAGGUCUAAUUAAUACCACCUCCAUAAUAAAAUAACACGAAAGUACUGUAGAUAUGUUUAGUGACUUGAGCUCAUCUGAAUAAUUCUUUUAUUGUGAAAAUAUGAAAUCUAUAUUAAUCUACUCUUUUGUACCAAUACUUAAAAUGGGUUGAGAUAGAGUUUGAGAAGUUAUAAUAUCAUGGGUAGUAUCUUUAGAAACGUUUGACUGAAUAUCUUUGAUAUUAUACACUACACUUAUCAUGCGUCAAUGUAGCACGGGAUAAAAACCAUAUCUCUUUUUUGAUACCAUUUUCCAACUAAUAAAAAUCCUUUUGAUAAAAUUAUUUUGUGAUUUGACACAAAGAUCUGCCGUGAGCCCAAUACAUGCCAGAAAGUAUUGAUGUUCUAAAAAUAUUCUAAUAACUGUGUUCAUUAUCUUAAAAUUAGCAGUAGUCCCGAUAAAGCCGUAGAGUUUAUUUUCUUUUAUUAUCUUCUACCCCAUACUAUAUUAGGUAUUAUCUAGUAUACUUUUUAGUUUACAAUAAAUAAUAUUUUAUACUUUUGUUUUUUUUUAAUGUAACUAUAAAGAUGCGUCCUCACCGAAUCAAUACUGCCGAUCGACUCUGUCUAUCGACAUUGUUGAUCAACAAGUCUGCAAAACUGCAUCUGUCCACACCAGAGUUAACAGAAAUGUUUGUCGAUCAGUCGAAAUUAACAUGUUUGACGAAGAUGACAUUAUAGUUGCUUGUGCCGCAUAUAUUAUUAUCGCGACUAAAAAAAGAAAACUUACACGCCAAAAAAAAAAUUUGGGUCCGACCAAGUCUUCCAAAUAGAACUAGAUACAACGCUAGUAAUUUGAUAGAAGUUUUAAAAAAAGAUAACGUCAACAUAUUGAGCCUUGAAUACAGGUGUAAUGGUGGCAUCUUGACUCAAGUUUCUGCUCUUAUAGUUUUUGUUUUUAGAAUCCUAUAGAUUUCUUCUCAGUUUGUAUGCCUCAAUAAAGGCUAUGACUUUAUCUUAUUCCCAUUCCAUUAUUCCAACGAAAACACAACUACAAUGUCAAAAAGGCAAGACGUUACUGAGUACUUAGUACUCAGUACUAAUAGUUUAUCGAAUGUCGAAAACACGUCCACACACUAAGUCGAUCGACUGCUCUUUCAUGUUUACCGACAGGCGAUGGAAAACAAAUCGACAUGUCGAUCGAUUUACUUUGUCGAUCGACACCGUCGAUGGUCGCGUACACUCAGAGAAAGUUGAUCGACAGUGUUGGUUCGAUGAGAACGCACCUUAAGGAAACUUGUUUAUAUUAAGGAAUUUUAGCAGUCGAACAUAAAACUUUGUAUGUUACUUUGUGCAUAACUGAUUGAACUUAUCUGCGACUUCUUUUUAUGUAUAGGAUUAGCAACUUAAAAGAUCCACCCUACGUAUCUUCGUUAUUAAUUGAGAUAACAGAAUAAUUUUUGUUUGUUUGAAAGAUUGAGAUUAUUAAGUUCUUCUAAAAGUUUCAAUUAUUCGGGUUUUUCAUAAAUAACAGUAAAUCGCAAUCUUAUAUUUUUAAAAGCAUGUACAUCACUUAAGGAAACAUAUUUGUUGCUCGUAUUUUGGACUGUCAAAUUAUUAAAUUUAAUAUACCUAAAACGGAGAAUAUUCAUCAUUCCUAUUUUCAUUUCAAUCCAUGAAGUGUCAUUUUUGGUGUGUUCGUUGUCGUAGUACCACUGACGUGCAUGUGCAUGUCUUCUAACUCUGCUUGAUAUAAUCCUAAUAAUGUAUUCGUUACUCCACUUAUACCUUUUCGCUAAAGUGUCCACUUUUGUCACCCACAAUUUGACCAUAAUGCCCUCUUUCGCGGAGUCAAACACCGGGAUUUUUUGUUCGUCACUUACCCAAAUCGCAGCUGACUUUAAUGGAUUAUGACGAAGAUCUUUAACUUCUUUUUUAAGAAAUUUUAAUUGCUUUCUUAGAAAAGUACUCUCAUUAUUCAUACUUUUAUAACUAUUUGUAAACAAUGAUCGAACGCGAUUUCGAUUUUCGCCAUGUCUUCGGCUACAAUGCCUGCAUUUCGACUACUCGUCCUUUUUUUUCCAUGUUUGUCAAGAAAAUCGACACGAGUUCUAAGGCAGUAUAUCGCACUUCUGAAUUGUAUUUCAUAAAACAACACAAUUAUAUUUAAAAAGCAAUGACCGUAUUAUAAUAUCAGACAGAACAGUUUGUUUUGGUUCGUUUAUCAAUCAAUACUAAAUGCUUAAGGUUUUCCCAUCCUAAGCAUAUAUUCGUUAACGUCUAAGUUAUUUUAAGGUGAAUACAGCACCACUUAUAAUUUCAAGAAGUAAUUUUGUUAAAAAAUUAAAAUUUUUGGCGAAAUAAACGUAAUAUUAUCCCCAUUUGAAAAUUAAAAAUAAAUUGCAAUUUACAGUUAUUUUCUCAAAAACCGAAAGUACGCAAUGAUGGCACAUAAUAAUUAAAUCUAUUGAAACAAAUUAAUUCCAAGCAUUUAAACAAAACAAAAUCAUUCCGAUAUUUGAAUUAAUAACGAAGAUAUACCUAGUGGAGAGGACUUUUAAAGUGGCUCACCCUGUAGGGAUAAAUACUAAAACUAACAACUAAUUAAUUAAACCAGAAAUCUGAGAUAGAACACAGUUAUUAGAAUAAAUUAUGAUUUUUUUUGUGAAUUAUAAAAUUCAUAAUUUAAAAUUUAAUAAUUAAUAAUUUAUUAUUGUGUCAUAAAUACUUCCAUUAAAGUAAUAGUUAACAUGAGGAUAACCGUAUUUCUUAUUAAAUUAAUAAAUUUUGAAAAAUAAUCACAUUUUCGUUUGAUCCGUUUUUUUUUAAUAUUAGGCCUAACUGAGAUCUUUUCUCGGGAUACCUACUGAUCUUAACAAACAUUUAGGGUCAAAUACAUUUAGAAAAACUAAUGUCUAAAUGUUAAGACUGAAUUUUUGGUAACAAAUUAAUAACGAAACAACUACUGAGAACUGCACCAGAAACAUAUCUUUUCCAAUGACGAUGACAUUCUACAAGUAAACGAACUAGGUUUAAAGAAAUUUUCUCACAGAAACUACUGUAAUAUUACACCUGUUUCUUUUGUCUAUAAAAAAAUACAUCAAUAAGUGUUUUCGAUGUAAACUGAUUCACUAAGAAAAAAUAUUUCCCUAAAUAGGACACUUUUAUAGAUGAGCUAAUUUAAAAAACAUUGAUUUUAAUAAAUACCUAUUGGUUUUAAAAAUUUAGAUUCAUGAAGCACUGAAAAAUAUGCUUUUAAAUGAUAUAAAUGUUUUGUAAUUAACAAAACCACGUUUUCACGACAAAUUAGACUGAAAUAGAAUUAUUAUUAUUAAAAUAAAUCGUUUUCUUUCUAUUUUUCAUUUAAAAUAAUUGUUUAUUACAUUUUUUAUAUGUAUAUAUUACUUGGUAAACCUAGCCAAAUUGUAUACCCAUAAGCAAUUAGGUAGGUAGGUACUAUUAACAAACCUUUUAAAAGGAGUAGGUAUAAAUGUCGUGAAAACAAUGGUGAUUAGUUAAAAAAUAGUCGAAGUGACAGGAUUAUAAUUUUAAAUAUAAAAAUUGAAGUAUAUUAAAGCGUGUUUGUAAAUUAUGGAAAAGUUAGAGUGAAAAGGAUUUUCAAUAUAUUUAUAAGUUAUAAUCCUUUCAAAUGUGAUAUUUAUUAAAUUACAUAAUUUAUAAUAAACUAUAAAGCACUCAAUUGAAGAUUUUUAUUAUAUAGAUUGAUUUGUCACUCACUAUGUGUCUUCACAUAUUGAAUCAUGCAGAAAAAUAAAUGUGGUUAAUUAAACCAAACUGAAAUACGUACAUUUUACCACAAAAACAUCAAAAAUAAUUAUUUACAGAUUAAAAAUGUAGCAUUUCUAUAGAUGCACACUGUAGGACAAUCUAAAUAAUCUGAAUCCAUGGUGUACAUAUUUUUUUUUAAUGGCUAAUGACUAUUUACAAUUUUUUUAAUUUACAUUGACAUAAUUAUUUUAUUAUUAUUCUUUUAAAAAGUUUAAGAUAAUAUGGUUAUUAUUGCAUAAGUAUAUUAUUCCAAUAAAAAAACGACAAUAGGUUUUAGGAAGUUACCACUUCUUUGGCAGAUCUCCAACGCUCUAUGCAAAGUGUAGACAGAAGUUGAACAGGCCUUUGAUAGGUGAAGAGGUGGUAAACGUCGAACCCCGUCAGACUACUUCGGGAAUUUCGCGGUAAUGUUUGUUCGUCAGUGUCGUAUAGUGGAAUAACAAAUAUUAAAAGUAAUUUUAAAAAACCGACAAUAAAAUCGUUCAGAUCAUCUUAACCAAAUUUAUAUGGGACCAGCCCUGAGGUAUCUCCUUACUAAUAGAAAAAGAAUCAUAGAAAUCGGACUAGGUGGUAAAGAAUUAUCGCUAAACAUACAUAACAAAAGAAGAGUUAGAGGAUUUUCUCAUGGAUCCAAUUAUUAGAUUUUAACCAAAUUUAUAUGGGACCUCCUCUGAAGUACCUCCUUUCUAACAAAAAAUCAUUAAAAUCGGACAUUGUGUUAAAUAAUUAUCGCUGAACAUAUAUUCUUGGCUUCUUCCAUCUUUGACACUUUUUUAUUUGUCUUUAUCUCUUUUAUUUCCAAAACAUCUUUCAACAGGGUACUUGUGAGUAUCUCAGAAUGUUUUUUUUGUCGACCAUGUGUUUUUUUUUAAUUUUCUUCUUGGAUUCAAUUUUCUAAAAAAAACUUUUCCUCCUGUACUUGAAUUGCUUUUUCUAAAAACAAAAAAAAGGUCCUCCGGCAAAAACUUUUCCUCUUCUGCAUAGAUUCAAUUUUCUACAAAAAAAAGGUCGCCAGCCUAAAACUUCCCCCUCUCGUCUGGUGUCGAAUUUCUCGUACAAAACAAAAUCCAGUUGCCAGGCCCCCCUUAUAGAGCUGCCGGGCCCCCAUUUGAGUCCGGGCCCCGGGAAUUAGUCCCGGCUACCCCCCCUCUAGUCGGCCCUGAUCUUAUCUUCAUAUUCGGAAUUACUGAUUUUGGAUUUUAAAAAUGAAUUACAAUGGCGAUUGAUGCAUUUUUCAAUGCAGCAAAAUGUUACGCCAAGCGGUUGUAGUUUGUGGGAUGUAUGGGGGGGGGGGUGUGCUAACCAUGACAAUCCCAUUUUCUCUGCAAUAUUUAUAUAUUUCAAGUGAAAUAUGACUUGGGUGAUUAUCUAGUAUAAGUAACACCGGAUUAUCGGGGUUUGACAAUAGUUUUUUUUUUUUAAAUGUUUCAGCCAUAAAGAAAUCGCAGAUCCGUUGCUCCGUCUAGUAUUUGUAGAGGUGUAAAUAGCACCGCUAGGCCCUUUCUUUUAAAGCUGUUGGCUCAUUCUCUUUCUAGGAAAUACAAAUAAUGAUGGGAAGUAAUUUCCAGUUGCACUAAACGCACUAAACGCACAAAACACUGUAAUGUUCUCUACACGUUCCCAAAAAGAAAUUAUUUCAAACUGCUUUAUGCCUUUAGGUCCAAUUCUUUUAGAUGAUUCUUUUGGAACCAUAGAUAUACCGCUUUCAUCUACAUUGUAAAUGCGAUCUGAAAGAAUUUUAUAUUUUUCUUGGACUUCUUGUAAGUUUUUAAAAUAACUUUUGACUUCUGUUUUAUUGAACCCUGUUAUCCUAUUCACUCUUGUAGAUUCGGAUUUUCUUAAAGAUAUUUGUGGGUUUCUUUUUAUAAAACCUUGGAACCAGUCCGGACCCGCCAUUAGUUUGUCCUUGUUAAAAUUGUGUUUAAUUUUGUUCGCUUCUGCAUAAUUGAAAACCAUAGUUCUUAGUUCUAUGGAAGUAACACCAAAAAACAAAUUUGCCAAAUUUAGAACGUGAUCCACAAUCUCAUUUUCUUGAGCUAGUGAAAACACUGGGGCUCUACCAAGCAAUUCAGAUUUGACUUCUUUCAUUAAAUUUUUAAUUUAAAGUUUUCGUCUCAACGUAGCUUCGUGUAUUUCAAACGCUCUCGUAACUUCACGAAUUUUACGGCCAUCUUCCACGACUGCAUUCAAGGCUGCAUUAAGUGCUUCUGCCGAAAACGAUCUUCUCUGCGUUUUUCUGGUAUAUCUUCCUAUAACUAAAGAAGAAACGGAAGCUUCAAAAUGCAUAAUAUGUACUAAAUAAUAAAAAUAUAUAUGUGAAUACGUUAUGUUAAGAUAAUACACUGACACGGCGAAGAUGACGCAACUUGCGUUAACUUGGCCGAUUACACAUCUAACUAAAACUUCUUUUCAAAAAUUUUUAACAUCUAAUGUUGAACAAAUAAACACAUGCCAAUCAAGAACAAAUACCACCCGAUCAUCUGAUAUCAACGUAUAUCAAGUGAAACCAAAAUAUAACGACUCACCUUUAAUAUUUGUGUAGAAACCAAUAACAUGAAUAACACGUAUUUAGCAUUUGCCUGGCUACUAAAUACUAAACGGUACCGUAGAAGAUCGGCACGGGCUUAAAGUACUAAUAGUAUCUUAAAGAGGGCGUUACGAGUAUAAACAUAGAAUACAGUUAAAUGCUGCGUUUGAGAAUCAACAUCGGAUGCAUUUUUUACAUUUCAAGCGUUUUUUUAUUCACAUCAGACACAUCUGUCUCAUUACAUUUACGUAUACCGAAUCACGUGAUCAAAGAUUUUUUACAUCUCAGAUGCAUCCGAUGUGGAUUCUCAAACGCGGCAAUAGUAUAACCAAAAUACCUAAGUGCGUAAUCUUUAACACUGCGUCAUCUUUAAGGCUGCGUCAUCUUCUCCGUUUCUCCUCUACCUCAUUACGCAUUUUAGUGUAAUACGUGUAGGUUGUUUUUGUGUAGAGUGUUUUGUAAGAUGAAGGUGUCAAAAAGAACAGCCACCGAGAGAGCGGAAAAAAUAAAAAAAAAAUAUUUAAAUUUAAAAAAAUGUGAGAGGAUGUCUCUUAUGAUUCGUCGAAUAAGUACAAUAAUUAAUUUAUUUCUUAUUGAAAUUUAAAUAUGACAUAAAAUCAAUUAGGAAAAACUGUUCGAAGUUUAGAAACACCCUUGAGAAGACGAUUUGCCAAUUGAUCACCAAUUCUUUUAAUUAAAAUAUUUAUUCCGAAACGAAGUGUUUAAAGUAGAAUAUAGUCCCUACUAAAAUGUCCGUUCAAAAUUUUAAUUAGGUAUAUUAUUUACUACAAAAUGUCCACCAUUUUUUAUACAAAACAUAUACCUGUGUUAUUACUUAAUGAUGAUAUUAGUACUUAGAUUGCUGCUUCUAGUAGUACUGUGUACUUUAGCAAUCAAGGAAAACGGUGGAAAAAGCAUAAACAAAUAUUUUUAUCAGUCUACUGUAGAGGCAUCUACUGACUGCAAUGUAUCCUAGGUCUCGUUUCCAAGACACAUAUUUAUUACGUUUCGCAUUUACAUUAGAGGCAAAUAUAUAAAUCUGAGGCUCACCAACACAAGAGUUAAUUAUGUUAAAAAAUUUAAUAUCUAAAUUAUAAACGUUUUCAAUAAUUCUAUCUUGAUUCUCGAUCGGCUUCUGUAUUGGUUACUGACUCAUAUACGUUGCAAAAUUGUAGAUUCUUUUAUGCUCACGUAAGACCAAUCUGAAUGUUCCGAAAAUCAUAAUAUGGUAAAAAGGAUUAACAGUUCUCUCAGUCGGUUCAGAAACUUUCUAUAUUGGUUUCAAAAUUAAAAAUAUUUGAUUAUACUUUUUCCACCGUUUUCCUUGAUUGCUAAAAUACAGAGCACUACUAGAAGCAGCAAUCGAAGUACUAAUAUCUUUAAGUAAUAACACAGGUAUAUGUUGUGUAUAAAAAAUGGUGGACAUUUUGUAGAUCUGGUAAUGUUGAUUUAAUAAAUCCAUCAGUAAAUAAUAUAAUUGAAAUUUUGAACGAACAUUUUAAUAGGGGCUCUAGAUAUUUUACAAUUCGUUCUGCAUUAAAUAUUUUAUCUAAAAGAAUUGUUGAUCAAUUGGUAAAUAAUUGUCUUCUCUAGGGUGUAUCUAAACUUCGAACAGUUUUUCCUAAUACGUGGGACCCACAGCAUGUAUGAAAUAUUUGUCAAGUUUGUUUUCCUUGGAAUCAAUUAAUAAAUCUGGACGAUUUAACUUAUAAUUUAGUAACUUUAUCUUUAAGUACUAAGUUAGUAUUCCGAUGGUCUUAACACAUUUUAAUUUGUAAAUUUUAUAUUCUCAUGUAUCAUUAAUCCAUAAAUUGUUCAAACAUUUUUUCACUUAUAAUCAAAUUACGUUUCAUCAACAUACUCUCUUAUAGGCCUCAUGAUGGUCACUGACCAAAACUAGUCGCUUUCCCUCUGUUUUCAAUAACAAUAAAAAAAUGGUGGUCAAGACUUAGAGUUUUUCCUUUCCGUUUGUGUGCACCUUUAAAAUUUGAGUACGAGUAGUAAAAUGCAUUUAAUUUUUUUGCAUCAUUCAGUACUGAACUCACAGCAGGUGCCUUUCAAGGGAAUUAUGAAGUUGUUUUUCCCUUAACUUCCAAAAAUGGGUGUGCCAAACAUAAAAUACUAUAGAAAAGUAUAAAAGUGUAUAGGAUCAGUGCAUGUUAUAGAUUUUAUAGAUUGUUAUAUAAUUUUAUUAAAAGAAAGCUCUCGUACACACCUCAAAAAAUUAUCCAAUGAAUUUACCUUUAGAAUUUUUCGUGGGGGACCUCUGUCAACACAAUUAAAGUACUUAAUAUUAGUUUUAAUAAUUAUAAUUAUUAACUAAUUACAAAAAAGGCAAUAAAAGUUGCAAUUUAUAAACAAAAUUUUUGUAUUCCCCCACCAACUUUUCUAAUAUAUCUACAUGUAUAUGAAUGGCAAGAAGGCAAGAGGGAACUAUGUAUUUAUCGAAAUUAAAAUCAAUAUAUUUAUACUAAUAUCUAUUUAGAUAUAUAAUUAUUUCCUUCCAACUAAAAAUUUUAAAUAAAAUAUGAAACUUUCUUUUUUCCUUGUUGCCUACAUGCCAGAGAAAUUUUGUAAAAAUUAACGACACAUUUUGUCUAACCGGUAAAACGUAAAUUUAUCAUGCAGUUGAUGAAAUCAAAGUUGUGAUAAACGCAUAAGUAGGUAUUCUGUUUUGUUCAAUAACACACUUCUGAUAAAUAUUUUUUCUUCUCUCAAUAUGAUAAGCAAAUAAAUAUACCUAGGUAGAUAAUUAUAAAAAAGGGUAUCUGAAUCCUUUCAAUUUAAAGCCGAACCCGAAUAAAAAAGAUACCGGAAGAUACCAGUACGUCAUACACAGUGGCGUGUACAAUUAUUUUUUGGUAUUAUGUGUAAUCACAAGCCAAUUCACUGUUUGAUAUUACACCAAGGUGAUCGAUGAUAGCGGGCCAACGCGAAUCGGUAUUUUUUCUAUUCGGACCUAUUUUUUUCAGAAGUGUGACAGACGAAGCGUUUAUCAUUUUCUUAAUUUCACAACUGUACCUACUUGUUACAAGAUCUGUCAGUUUCUAUGUACAUAUAAAACCUUUUUAUUGUAACAAUGUGGAAAUUAAUAAAAAAAACAUGUUGUGUUAUUUUGUCUCUUAUUUCAUUUAGGGAUGUUGGACCCUAAAAUGGGUUCAAUGUAAUCCAUACUGGAGCUAUAAAAUGUUCAAAAACAUUAGGUAAAUUUCCUACUUUUUAAAAUUAGUUUG
Molecule: messenger RNA, 15474 nt
Organism: Psylliodes chrysocephalus
Lineage: Eukaryota; Metazoa; Arthropoda; Insecta; Coleoptera; Chrysomelidae
Source: the annotation of a GenBank genome assembly